This is a messenger RNA of Maylandia zebra (zebra mbuna), 2552 nucleotides long. RefSeq names its product KISS1 receptor a (gene kiss1ra). Lineage: Eukaryota; Metazoa; Chordata; Actinopteri; Cichliformes; Cichlidae. Gene Ontology annotation, molecular function: G protein-coupled receptor activity. Gene Ontology annotation, biological process: G protein-coupled receptor signaling pathway. Gene Ontology annotation, cellular component: plasma membrane. The record is from RefSeq and is a predicted model, not a curated record.
UUAGCUCUCGAGUCAGAAAAACAGCAAGCUUUAAAGCUCAACGGUGUUGGCAGUGGCAGUUUUCAUCCAACAAGCUUCAAAGAAAAGAAGCCCUUUAUCCACUCCUGCUCACCUCCUAUUUUUUUAUGACCUGUUGACAUAAUUUCUCUAUCCUACUUUGAGUCCGACACUUGAGCAGCUUAAGAAGUAUUUUUCCAUCUUGCCUGACCCCCUUUUCUCCUGAAUUGCAUCCCUCCACCUUUUAAUUUACCUUGCUACCCUUUCACUUUGAUUAAACUGCUUGCUAUUCACUUCUAUUUUGCCUCAUCUCGUAUCUGGUGUUUUUCCUACAAUCUGCCACCCCAUAUACCUUUCACUGCUCAACUUUUCUCUCAUGCGGUCUUCCUGCCAGACUUUUCCCCUCCUUAUUAUUUGCUUUUCUCUCAUUUUCUUUGCCUGAGGGCAGAGAGGACCGCAUACUGCACACUCUCUCUCUUCAAAUUGGUUCUAGACCUCAUACAACCUGCUCACUUACCCGCUCCCGUCCGUCAAUUAUUCCCCCUCUCCUGUCACGAUGUACUCCUCCGAGGAGCUGUGGAACUCCACCGAGCAGGUCUGGAUCAAUGGAUCCGGAACAAACUUCUCUCUAGGAAGACACGAGGAUGAGGAGGAGGAGGAAGGAGACAAGCAUCCUUUCUUCACGGAUGCCUGGCUGGUCCCUCUGUUCUUCUCUCUCAUCAUGCUGGUCGGACUGGUGGGCAACUCUCUGGUCAUUUAUGUCAUUUCAAAACACAGACAGAUGAGGACGGCAACCAACUUCUACAUAGCAAACCUGGCCGCCACUGACAUCAUCUUCUUGGUGUGCUGCGUCCCCUUCACGGCCACCCUUUACCCCCUCCCUGGAUGGAUCUUUGGCAACUUCAUGUGCAAAUUUGUCGCCUUUCUGCAACAGGUGACGGUGCAAGCCACCUGCAUCACCCUGACUGCCAUGAGUGGAGACCGCUGUUACGUGACAGUCUACCCCCUGAAAUCUCUUCGGCACCGAACCCCCAAAGUAGCCAUGAUUGUCAGCAUUUGCAUUUGGAUCGGUUCUUUCAUCCUCUCUACACCAAUUUUAAUGUACCAGCGUAUAGAGGAGGGCUACUGGUACGGCCCGAGGCAAUACUGCAUGGAGAGAUUUCCCUCUAAGACGCAUGAGAGGGCUUUCAUCCUGUACCAGUUCAUUGCUGCCUACCUGCUGCCUGUGCUCACUAUCUCUUUCUGCUACACUCUGAUGGUUAAGAGGGUUGGCCAGCCCACUGUAGAACCUGUAGACAAUAAUUACCAGGUGAAUCUCCUGUCUGAGAGAACAAUCAGCAUCCGAAGCAAAGUUUCCAAGAUGGUGGUAGUGAUUGUGCUUCUCUUUGCCAUCUGCUGGGGGCCCAUCCAGAUCUUUGUCCUCUUCCAGUCUUUCUAUCCUAACUACCAGCCUAACUACGCCACAUACAAGAUCAAGACGUGGGCCAACUGCAUGUCCUACGCCAACUCCUCUGUCAACCCCAUAGUUUAUGGCUUUAUGGGAGCUAGUUUCCAAAAGUCUUUCAGGAAAACUUUUCCCUUCCUGUUCAAGCACAAGGUCAGAGACAGCAGCAUGGCUUCCAGGACUGCCAAUGCUGAGAUUAAGUUUGUUGCUGCGGAGGAAGGCAACAAUAAUAACGCGGUGAACUGAUCCCGAUCAUUUAACAUAAGAAGGAUACAGCCAGUUUUCUAAUGUGAACCAUGAAAAAAAUAACACUAAUUGUGUGUAAACGUCCUCAAAGAGCAACUGAUCUGAAAGAGACACUGUUUGGCAGCCGGGAUGUAUUUAUAUCAGUGAAUAUAACUAAUGAAAUGAUGUGAGGAAACUCAGACACAUAAAAAAGAUGGGCACUAACAGUAUUUGGCACAAUAUGUUACCUGUUCCAACUGCCAAGGCUGGCAAUGCUGGCACAUGUCUGCCAAACACCAGGUCUGAAUAACACAAAGCUGAACACACCAGAUGACAAAAGAGGAGAGUUUGGCCUGAAAGCUGCAGGCAGGACAUUUAAUCCCUGUUUGAUCUGAUGAGGUCUGCAGCUCUAGAAUAAACUGGACCGAGGACAGAUGAUGAUUAUAGAUAUCAUAUGAAAUGAAACAACACUGAAUGUAUAUUUGAAUUUAACACUCUUGACUAAAUGGCAGUUGGCUUGUUUUAUUUUUGUUUGUUUUUUUGCUAGUUUUUCUGUGGUUGACAUUUACGUCUUCGUUGGAGAAAAAGAGAAUAAUUUAACACUUUGAGUAUGCGUCACUCCGAAGAACAGCGAACACUGUGACACUGUGUAAAUGUUUAAAAGGUGAGCGUUCUUAUAAUUUCUUUAAGCAAUCUUCAGGAAUACUUCUCCUGGCUUCUCAAAGGACAUUCAAAGCUCUUCUUUGGAUGUUCGCUGCCUUUUGUUCCAUUUUCUGUCAAAAUGAUCUCGUGCUGUUUCAGUGGUGUUGAUGUCCAGGCUCUGGGGAGGCCAAUCCAUGACUGAUGGUAUUUCAUUGUGUGUUUUUCUAUCGAGGUGUGCUUUGAA